AUGGCGUCUAGACAACAGCUCCGGAUUGCACUCCGAAGGCUCUCUACGCCGGUCGUCAAAAGGCCGAAUGCAUACCGGCAAGCAGUGAGAGCAGCGGUGCCUGCGGUGCAAUUCUUGUCGACCACGGCUGUGCGGGCGCUGGGGGCGACGCGGCCUCGCCGUUCGGACAUCACACCCACGUCUGAGAAGUACCCUGGUCUGCAGCGCGAUCCUCGGUUCGCACACAUCACCAAGGAGCACAUUGCCUUCUUCAAGGAGCUCCUGGGUGAGAAUGCGGUCAUCGAUGCGGUGACGAAUCCAGCGCUGCAGGACGAGGUGGAGGCGUUCAACGGCGACUGGAUGCGCAAGUACCGCGGGCACAGCCAGCUGGUGCUGCGGCCCGGCUCGACGUCGGAGGUUAGCAAGAUUCUAAAGUUCUGCAACGACGAGCGGCUGGCGGUGGUGCCCCAGGGCGGUAACACGGGCCUCGUGGGCGGGUCAGUGCCAGUGUUUGACGAGAUCGUUCUGAGCAUGGGCCGGAUGCAGACCAUCCGGUCGUUUGACGACGUCAGCGGCACGCUCGUGGCGGACGCCGGCUGCGUGCUGGAGAUCGUCGACAACUACCUGGCCGAGCGCGGCUAUCUCUUCCCGCUGGACCUGGGUGCCAAGGGCUCGUGCCACAUUGGCGGCAACAUCUCGACCAACGCGGGCGGCCUGCGGCUGCUGCGGUAUGGCAGCCUGCACGGCAGCGUGCUCGGCCUUGAGGUGGUGCUGCCGGACGGCACGGUGCUGGAGGACCUCAGCAAGCUGCGCAAGAACAACACUGGUUACGACCUGAAACAGCUGUUCAUCGGCGCUGAAGGCACGCUGGGCGUGGUGACGGGCGUGUCGAUCCAGUGCCCGCAGCGGCCGCAGGCGGUCAAUGUGGCCUUCUUGGGCUUGUCGUCGUACGACAAGGUGCAGCAGGCGUUCCGCAAGGCCAAGUCGCAGCUGUCCGAGAUCCUGUCGGCCUUUGAGCUCAUGGACGCGGGCAGCCAGCAGAUUGUGCGCACGGUGCGGCCUGAGAAGCGGCGGCCGCUCGAGGGCGAGCAUGCGUUUUACUGCCUGAUUGAGACGAGCGGCUCCAACGCCGAGCACGAUAUGGCCAAGCUGGAGGCCUUCCUGGAGGACGUCCUGGGCGAGGAGAUUGUGGAGGACGGCGUGCUGGCGCAGGACGAGACCCAGGUGAAGGAGCUGUGGACGUGGCGCGAGGGCAUCACGGAGUGUCUGGGCCACCUCGGUGGCGUGUACAAGUACGACCUGUCGAUCCCACUGGCCGAGCUGUAUCAGCUCGUGGACGACACGCGGACGCAGCUGGAGGGCGCCGGUCUCAUCGGCGACACCAACGACUUCCCGGCCGCGCAGGUAGUCGGCUACGGCCACAUGGGCGACCAGAACCUGCACCUCAACAUCGCCGUGCGCGGAUACGACAAGAAGGUCGAACAGGCCCUCGAGCCGUUUGUCUAUGAGUGGGUCUCGAAGCGGCAGGGCAGCAUCAGCGCCGAGCAUGGCCUUGGGCUGGCGAAGAAGAAGUACAUCGGGUACAGCCGCAAUGCGACGACGGUCGGGCUGAUGAAGCAGAUUAAGAACACUUACGACCCGAACGGCAUCCUGAACCCGUACAAGUACAUCUAA
Messenger RNA from Grosmannia clavigera kw1407, 1653 nucleotides. Its product is annotated as actin interacting protein 2. NCBI's taxonomy places the organism in Eukaryota, Fungi, Ascomycota, Sordariomycetes, Ophiostomatales, Ophiostomataceae. Gene Ontology annotation, molecular function: FAD binding; catalytic activity. The coding region runs from base 1 to 1653 and encodes 550 amino acids. The transcript has 2 exons. The record is from RefSeq and is a predicted model, not a curated record. Gene Ontology annotation, cellular component: mitochondrion.